Molecule: messenger RNA, 1926 nt
Organism: Spea bombifrons (plains spadefoot toad)
Lineage: Eukaryota; Metazoa; Chordata; Amphibia; Anura; Pelobatidae
Gene: GLYR1
Product: glyoxylate reductase 1 homolog
Exons: 17
Coding region: 129-1787 (552 amino acids)
Molecular function (GO): oxidoreductase activity, acting on the CH-OH group of donors, NAD or NADP as acceptor; NADP binding; NAD binding
Source: RefSeq, a predicted model, not a curated record
CGCGCAGAGCGUGGGCUGGUGUCGCGCGCACGGUGGGUGGGAGUGUUUCCUGUUCCCGGCAUCCUCCGCGCGGCCUGUAUUCCUUCCUAUCCCCCCCAAUCCUUUCCCGAUUCGGCUGUGUCGGUAAGAUGGCGGCAGUGGGCCUGCGACAGGGAGACCUCGUCUGGGGCAAGCUUGGCCGAUACCCACCAUGGCCCGGCAAGAUCGUCAACCCGCCUAAAGACUUAAAGAAACCGCGUGGCAAGAAAUGCCUGUUCGUGAAGUUUUUUGGCACAGAGGACCACGCUUGGAUUAAAGUGGAGCAGCUGAAGCCGUACCAUCCCCACAAAGAGGAGAUGACCAAAGUCAACAAAGGCAAGCGCUUCCAACAGGCUGUGGACGCCGUCGAGGAGUUCCUAAAGAAAGCGAAGGCGAAGGAACAGAGUAAUGAAGAGAAGGGCAAAGGAGCUGGAGGCAAGAAAGGCGAGGGAAGAGCCAAGAAAGUCGGUGGAGAAAGGAAGAGGAAGUCUUCUGAUUCCGGCAGUCACUCCCCGCAGAAAAAGUCCCGUGACCAGAGUCCCCGCAAGCGCGGGAGACCCCCGAAAGAAGACAAGGACCCAUUGGUGCCACAGCCCAGCACCCUGAAGAAGCUAGCAAUGAAAACUGUCUCUCGGUUCAGCUGGCCCCCGCCUUCAAGCGAGGACGAGCUUCCAGGAGACAGCUGGCUGCUUCACAGUCACAGGACCCUCGGCACAGAAAUGAUCCUGAAAAAGCCCAGCGUCACGUACCAGGCCAUCAGUAAGAGGCUCAAAGUGUCCGAGGAGGACAGCGGCUCGACGUCCAUCCAAGCAGCAGACAGCACGGCCAUCAACGGCAACAUCACGCCCACCGACAAAAAGAUCGGUUUCCUCGGGCUGGGGCUGAUGGGAAGCGGCAUCGUUUCCAACCUUCUGAAAAUGGGACACAGUGUAACCGUGUGGAACAGGACAGCCGAAAAGAAAACGGCUGGAGGAAUUCCCAGUGAAGUGUGGGAUCAGGAUGACAGCGUUAAGUGCGAUCUGUUCAUCCAGGAAGGAGCCCUCCUGGGCCGGACUCCAGCAGAGGUGGUCUCCACCUGCGACAUCACGUUCGCCUGCGUCGCGGAUCCCAAAGCAGCGAAAGAUUUGGUGUUGGGACCCAGCGGCGUCCUCCAGGGUAUCCGUCCAGGAAAAUGCUACGUGGACAUGUCGACGGUGGACCCCGAAACUGUGGCCGAAGUCGCUCAGGUGAUCGUGUCCCGGGGCGGACGGUUCCUGGAGGCCCCGGUGUCUGGUAACCAACAGCUGUCCAAUGACGGCAUGCUGGUGAUCCUGGCCGCCGGGGACCAAGGCGUCUACGAAGACUGCAGCAGCUGCUUCCAGGCCAUGGGGAAAGCUUCGUUCUUUCUAGGUGACGUGGGGAACGCAGCCAGAAUGAUGCUCAUCCUCAACAUGGUUCAGGGCAGCUUCAUGGCCACAAUAGCGGAAGGAAUGACCUUGGCGCAGGUCACCGGCCAGUCCCAACAGACCCUGCUGGACAUCCUGAAUCAGGGGCAGCUGGCGAGCGUUUUCCUGGACCAGAAGUGCCAAAACAUCCUACAAGGAAACUUCAAACCAGACUUCUACUUAAAGUACAUCCAGAAGGAUCUGAGGUUAGCCAUCUCGCUCGGGGACUCCGUCAAUCACCCGACUCCAAUGGCGGCCGCCGCCAACGAGGUCUACAAGAGAGCGAAAGCAUUGGACCAAUCAGACAACGACAUGUCUGCCGUGUACCGGGCCUACAUACAUUAGGCCCCCCCGUGUUCUCCUCUGAAGAUUAUAUCUAUACCUUGUUUUUAACCCCUCACCAAGUCCAUCCCUGACUCCUCUCUCAUGAUCCUUCACUUUUUAGUUUUUGGCCCCCCCCCCAACACCGACGUCCGCCCCGCCG